Pristis pectinata (smalltooth sawfish) is the source of this 3270-nucleotide messenger RNA. It is a transcript of the gene firrm, whose product is annotated as FIGNL1 interacting regulator of recombination and mitosis. The record is from RefSeq and is a predicted model, not a curated record. The transcript is spliced from 24 exons. The coding region runs from base 362 to 3091 and encodes 909 amino acids. NCBI's taxonomy places the organism in Eukaryota, Metazoa, Chordata, Chondrichthyes, Rhinopristiformes, Pristidae.
UGGAAGUGUUUGACUGCUGGAGAGGGAAGCGCGGCUGCGGAGGGUUGGUUGGAUUGUAGGGAUGGACCAGGCAGUUACACCUCCAUAGCGAAGAGGAUUAUCUGAACGAGCAGUUAUCAAAAAAGCAUAGAGAUCAUGUUGAAUUUGAUGGCAGGGUAGCCCGUUCCCACAGUGGAGGAAGCCUGUGGUGUAAUUGUCGGGUCCUGUUGGCUCCAGGAGCAGGCCCUGUGGACAUCAAACUCUGGUCGAAAUGUCAGGUGUUUGCCGGCUUAAAUUCUGAGCUUCCGCCGAGGAAUCCAAAUACUUUUUUUUUACCUUUUAGAAAGAAACUGGAGAGUUUUCAAAGUGAGGAUUUUUUAGAAUGCCCCAGAAUUCUUUAAUAGAAGAAGUUUGCCAGUGGAACGAGGAGAUGUGCAGGAAAAACCUGAACCCAAUUCUGCCUGAACUUAUCUGUAUAUACCAAUGUAGCGAGAGUGGUAGCAAGCAAUUACGAACACUGAAGGUUCUCACAGAGAAGUUCUUGCCCCACAUCCGGCUUUCUGAGAUAGAACAGACCUUUUCUUCUCAAGUAUUGCCCAAGGUAAUGACAUUAUUUGACGAGCUUGCAAAUGAGUUAUCGCAACAUACAGGAGGGUUGUCCAGUCAGAACACAGGCCUGCAGGCAGCACUGAGGAACACUAUACAGUCCCAGAUCCAGAUUUUGGAGAUUCUGAUGAACCUUGUCCAGCAUGUGUGUAAGUUUGAGGAAGCUCUAGCUUUGGAAAACGUCCAUUCACUAUCCUUGGCUGUUUUUCAUAUCCUCAAGAAUACCUUUUGUCACUGCAAGGAGAGUGAGACCUUGUACAGUGGUCGCUUGCACUUGGUUGCAGACAUAUUGCAGUCUUUAUUUAAGGAAGCAUAUUCCCUUCAAAAACAGUUCAUGGAAUUGCUGGAUCGUAUAGUUCUGGAAUCGGCAACCAGCACUACUGAAGAUAUUGCAUCUAUGGUGACAGUGGUUCACAGUGUUUUGGAAAUUUGUUCAAUCAUUUCUAAGAUGGACCAUGCUCUACAUGCUAACACGUGGAAGUUCCUUAUUAAAAUAAGUGUGAAGCACCGGGCAUUGCUUGAGAGUAAGCUGCCGCACGAUGGACUUGUUGCUGGUCUUUGUGAAGACAUUCUCUAUUCGUUCAAUUCAUGCUUGCAUUUAGCUGAACAAAUGAACCAGUCUGCAGUAGUGGGAAGUGUUAACAGUACCGAUUGCAAACUCUUCCAGAAGACAAUGAAGCUGUGCCGUUUUUUUACUAACACACUUGUUCACUAUGUAAAGGAAUUCAAUGAUUUCCUCUCAACAUCUUGUCGCUUAUUGCACCACCUUUAUCUGCAGAUGUACUGUAAAUUUCCUCCUAGUUUAUAUGCACCAGUUUUGCCAGAUGGAUCUUAUGAGCAGAUUGCUUGCAUUGUUCCAGUUGCACUGGAUGCUCUUGUCUCGCAGUUGAUGUCCUACAGGCCCUUUGUGGAGAUAGUGUUACUAGAUAAUCUGGAUUUCUGUUCCGAGCUGGCCUUUCCACAAUGUUUACUAUUGAUUAACAUCAUGGACAAGCUUCCUUCGCAGUCUGAGGAGGUUCAAAACCUCUGGUGUUCCGGUAGCCAGUUUUCAGAGGAAAAGCCAAGGUUACCUUUGUUCCACACAUUGUUUCUUAACUUCCAGCGGUGUUAUGCAGAGCUUUCUUUGCCAGUCCAUUUGCCGGCCGCAAUGAGUAAGGGGCAGGCUCAACAAAGUGUCAGUUUAUAUGAAUAUGCAUGCACUCAUUUAUGUUCUUUUAUCACGUCCAUUCCCUCUUCUUAUUUUCCAGAGUUGGAAUGUUCCUUAUUGGAUGCUGUACUUGGACCUCAUAUGUUAACUGCUCUGUUGGCUUCAGAUACUUGGUGCUUUCUUGCACGGUAUGGAAGUGCUGAACUUUGUGCUCAUCACGUCUCUCUCAUAGCUGACCUGGUGAAGUCUUGUUGUGGAGAUUGUUACCAGCUGUCCCACUUAUCUUUACUCUUGCGCCGUUUGCUUUUCCUUAUGGCAGCAGAGCAUCAGGUUAUAUUUGUGAAAAGAUUUUCUCCCAAGGAAGCAAGCAACUUAUUGCUAUGGCGUCAAGUUAGUAUUAAAGCUCUGACUCCUGAGCUUCAAAAAUCUGUUACUUCUGAUAUUACCAGGACAGCAAUUGACCAAUGCAAGAGAUGGCAAAAUAGCAAACGCUCCUUGGGCGAACUGGAACAAGUGAAUGUUGCCCUCGCUGCUAUGUUGGCUGUGUGUCACGCUAAAGGGGAAGGCUUGACUACAGAGUUGCAGCUGGCAAUCACAGAAACUCUCUGCCAGAUGUGGGCAUUCCUCACUGUGGAACAGGUGUUGAGCCAGCGCUGUGUUCAGCAGACAAUUGCCUUGCUCCUCUCUCUCGUUGCAAGCCUGAUUCGUGUUGUAGGUGCUACAUUGAUUGCUCAGGUGGUAUUGUUUCUCAGUUUCCUUCUACCCUUAAAUCCUCCUGAUCAUGUUCGUCUUGCUGCAUUGGACUUUUUGGGAUCCCUGGGAAAGACUGUCAUAUCACCAGAUGUUCAGGGUGUGGUCCUUCCAAAGCUACCUUGUCUCUUUGCUUUCCUUCUGGCUGACCAGUCCUGGCUAAUUCUUCAGCAUGCACUGCAAGGAUUUACACAGUUUGCUGAGGAGACCUGCCAUGAGGGAGUGGUCCCACAGAGUCUGGAGUCGGGCAAUAUAAAGAGCAAAGUUGUAGACUUCUUGAACAAGGUAAUCACUACAGUUGAGUGCAAGGAAUUACAAAUGGAGAGGAUGAAACAAGAAAAUACUGUUCUCGAGGCACAUUUCAGUAGCCUAAGCCAAAGCCCGUGUGCCAUGAAUGACCCUACUUUAGUGCAGCCAUCUGCCAAGCGUGCCCGACAGGAACCAUGUGAGGAGGAGCAGUUCGAGACAGCCUUGCAAACAGCAGAGAAUGCUUUUACAAUAUUGCAGACUUUGUUAAAACGGCAAGUACCACCAGAGUGGGUAACAGUCCGUUUAAAAGCCUUGCAAGAAAUGAUCAAUGCUUUGAAUAGCAGGCAAGAACCUCUAUGAAAAUUUGAAUAAAUUGCAACAUACCUCCAACCAUAGGAGGAAUGUAUGGUCCUGGCCAAUUCUCCUAAUACAAGUUAACUUGUUUUUUAACCAGCUUUGAAAGAGCACAAUACUGUGCAAAUCCUAUGGGGUUGUAAUUGCAUAAAAAUUAAGUGGAGGAAUAAUUUGCAGCAUACCCA